AGCGGGCCAAUCAGGCCCUGCCACAUGAGGGAAGCCUAUAGAAGAUUAAAACUUGAAGGCAAGGUUCCAAAAAGAUCAGUUCCUAGGCUUUUCAGGUAAAUUGACCUGGAGGCAACUUAAUGGGAUUCCAGUGUUGGCAAUGGAAGGAGGUAGGCAGACGAGAAGGUUUGGUCGUCGAACCCUCUUGCCCUUACACGUUAGGCGCCUCUCCCACACUGUUUCCUGUUGGUACUGCGACUACAAGACCUCUGCCUUCAAUGAACCACUAUUCAGGGUCGGCCGAAGACAUGCCAGGCUUUUGCGAGUUUGGUUUUCAGUUGGGAUCGGUUUUAGUCUAACCGCAAUGCUAGGAGUUUAUGUGAUUCUUCUAUGGGAAUCAGCCACACUGCUGCAUUUGUACAAUGGGAAUGCAUGGUGGCUUAGCAAGCUUUUGCCCGGGUCCUUGUUUGGGAUUUUCCCUUCGGUUUUUGGGUUGAGCACAACAGUGGCUGAUGUUGGAUACAUGUGUAUAUCUACGAUAAUAUCCGUGUCUGCACAUGAGUUUGGGCAUGCGCUUGCUGCUGCCAGUGAGGGCAUACAAAUAGAGUACAUUGCUGUAUUCGUAGCGGUUCUAUUUCCUGGAGCUCUUGUGGCUUUCAACUAUGAGGUGCUGCAGGCAUUACCAAGGUUUUCAACCCUCCGUAUAUACUGUGCCGGUAUUUGGCAUAAUGCAGCAUGUUGUGCAGUUUGUGGAUUGGCACUGUUCCUCCUGCCAUUGAUCCUGUAUCCAUUCUAUAUUCAUGGUGAAAUCCCCAUGGUUCUGGAUGUUCCUUCUUCGUCGCCUCUCUCUGGUUUUUUGUCUUCUGGUGAUUUGGUCAUGUCAAUGGAUGGCAUAACCAUUCAUAAUCCACAAGAGUGGAUGGAGGUGGCUGCUCAUAUACAUGAGCAAACACUUAGAAACUCAAACUUUUCCAAUAGUUUUCACUUCACGAUGGCCAAUGGUAACAAAGGGUAUUGUGUCCCAAGUUCUUUAAUGGAAGCAAGCACAGACGUUCUAUUGACAGAUGACCAGUCUACUUGUCCUAAUGAGUUCACUGCAUUCACAACUCUUUCAUGCUCUAAUUCAAGUAUGCUUGAUGAUGGUAGCAUUGCGGAUAAAUAUCAAAAUAGCAGAGAGGGUAUGCAUUGCUUGAUUGCCAAGGAUAUUGUCAAGCUUAGAAAAUGUGGUGAUGGAUGGGUUAAAUCUGCAAGCAAUAGAAGCAGUUGUCCAUGUUCUGAGGACGAUACCUGCUUAAUUCCAGUUCAGAUACCUGGUUUAAUAUGGGUUGAGAUUACAUAUUUAAGACCUUAUUCUUCGCAAUGCUGGAAACUUGCAAGAAAUUCAUUUGCGGGUGUAAAGAGUCCAAACUUUGAAGAAAAGGGUUGUGGUGGAACUUUUGUUUUCGUUGGAGAUGUCCUCUCCAUGGCUCUUUCAAUUCGGUUAACUGCCUAUCGUCCUCGUUGGUUAUUUUCUUUUGUUGCAUAUCUUCCAAAUGUUCUGGAAAAGAUUUUCGCGUGCACGUUUCAUGUCUCUCUUGCUUUAGCUCUUCUCAACAGCCUGCCGGUGUACUUUCUUGAUGGUGAAUCCAUUUUGGAGGUGACUAUAUGCUACUUGAGGGUGCUGAGCCCAAGAAUGAAAGGAAGAGUUCUGCGCUUGUGUCUUUUAGCAGGGACCCUUAUUUCUACCUUUGCCUUGUUGAGGAUCUUCCUUCUCACCAUUUUAAGUACUGGUUAGUGGCAUUUGCAGUGGACUAAGAACAUAAACCGUGGUUGUAGAUUUAUUUGCAGAGGAAACGUAGAAGUGUGGAAGAUGUUGAUUGGAAAUGAGGCUAUCAUACGUAGUACUAGUGAUGUAGUAGUAAUUUCCAAGACUUUGGCUGGGUGGGCCGACUUUGCAUGUUUUUGAGGGGCAAAAGAUCGCGGAAGUAACAUGUGAUGUUUUUUUCUCAGAUUGAUGUCUAUCCUGUUUUCUCAGUUUCAGUAAUUUAUACAAUGUCAACAAACUGAGCUCCAACAGGUCUCGGUGAUAUAGAAAGAUGGUGGGAGAGAAUCUGUCGGAGGCUUGGAAGAGAACACUAUGCCGCGAGAAACAAAUCCGUGCAGAAGAAUUUUGCUGCCAUAAUAGGGUCCUAUUAGUUUCCAUUUUAAUCUGGUUUUCAUCAAAUCUUUCCAUGUAAAUGUGCUUCUUUAUGUUCGUGCAACUGGUGCAUGGAUUCUUAAGCUGAUUAAUUCAGUACUCUGAAAUGAAUCCAAGUAAACAUUCGUACAUUAAGCUGUAAUUCAGAACUAUGUUUCUUGUUUCUAUUCCUUUGAGGUUCCUCAAUAAAUGCAAUUUCAAAUUUCAUUAGAGCAA
Molecule: messenger RNA, 2371 nt
Organism: Rhododendron vialii
Lineage: Eukaryota; Viridiplantae; Streptophyta; Magnoliopsida; Ericales; Ericaceae
Product: membrane-bound transcription factor site-2 protease homolog
Exons: 13
Coding region: 140-1753 (537 amino acids)
Biological process (GO): membrane protein intracellular domain proteolysis; regulation of response to endoplasmic reticulum stress
Cellular component (GO): membrane; cytoplasm
Molecular function (GO): metalloendopeptidase activity
Source: RefSeq, a predicted model, not a curated record